Larimichthys crocea (large yellow croaker) is the source of this 840-nucleotide messenger RNA. RefSeq names its product pentraxin fusion protein. The record is from RefSeq and is a predicted model, not a curated record. The coding region runs from base 124 to 789 and encodes 221 amino acids. The transcript has 4 exons. NCBI's taxonomy places the organism in Eukaryota, Metazoa, Chordata, Actinopteri, Sciaenidae.
CGCCGCUGUCCGGCUUGUUUUGGUCCGCCAUGUUUGCAGGUCAGGGUGCUCCCCGCUGCAGCAGAGCUCCUCUGGGUCCUGCUGCCCGCCGGCUUCAAGUCAUUAAAGGUUUGCUGAAACAAAAUGAGGCUUUCAGUCAUCCUUUUUCUCAUUGCCAUCUCCACGGUGUUGGCCGGGAGUGUUACCAUUAAAUCUUUGGUGUUCCCCACUGAGACUAGUACCAGUUAUGUUGGGAUGGUCCCGAAGAAACCCAUGACCCUGAAUGCUUUCACUCUGUGCAUGCGAGUGGCCACAGAGCUCCCCGGUGAACGUGAGACCAUCCUCUUUGCGUACCGGACCAGAGACUACGAUGAGCUGAAUGUGUGGCGUGAGCUGGACGGCAGAUUGUCUUUCGCCCUGGCUGGAGGCACUGUUAUGUUCCAAGUCCCUCCUUUCAGUGCCCUGCAGUCCCACCUGUGUAUCACCUGGGAUUCCAGUUCAGGUGCAUCUACCGUCUUCAUGGACGGGAAGAAAAGCCUGACCAAAACUUACAAGCAGGGUCACACAAUUCAACCCAAUGGCAAGGUUAUCAUCGGACAAGAUCCAGACAAUUACCUGGGUGAAUUUGACGCCAAGCAGAGUUUUGUUGGGGAGAUGUGUGAUAUUAACAUGUGGGACUCUGUCCUCUCGGACAGGACGAUCAAUGACCUGUUCACCGGGAAGAGAGUCCCAAGAGGAAACGUUUUCGACUGGGAAACAGCUGAGUUUGAAGUUAAAGGGCAGGUGCAGGUUGUUGAUCGUGAGCUUUAGCUGUAAUGAACAAAAUGCAGGUCAGUGCACCAAUAAAAACCUGAAAAGUGA